Molecule: messenger RNA, 825 nt
Organism: Solanum dulcamara
Lineage: Eukaryota; Viridiplantae; Streptophyta; Magnoliopsida; Solanales; Solanaceae
Product: ribonuclease S-6-like
Exons: 2
Coding region: 40-810 (256 amino acids)
Biological process (GO): RNA catabolic process
Cellular component (GO): extracellular region
Molecular function (GO): RNA binding; ribonuclease T2 activity
Source: RefSeq, a predicted model, not a curated record
CUCACUCCAUUUUCUACAAUCAACUCAACUCAACCCAACAUGAAGAAGAUGGAACUUCCCUUCUUUUUUCUUGUUCUCAUUUUGCUACUUGAAAUAACAUUUUCUGUUGAGUCUCAAAAUCCAGCACUCUUGAAGUAUGUGCUUGAAUGGCCACCUACUUUCUGUAUUCAAUUGAAUCACGAAAAAGAAGGUUGGUGCAAAGUACCAAUUCCUUAUCAUCAAUUCACACUGCAUGGCCUUAUGCCAGCAGAUGAAGAAGGAUUUAGCAUUAAAUAUUGCUCGAACACAGAGCCAAAUUGGAAUGCGCUGUUUGAAUCAACCAGAGAUGAACUCGUAACAUUCUGGCCAUCGCUUAGAGAAGAUUUUAAUGAGACGGAGUUCUGGAAGCGCCAGUGGCGAGCCCAUGGAUCGUGUGCAGGAACAACACCUGAAGAGUACUUCCACAAAGCAAUACAUAUCAAUCACUUGCCUGAACAUGGCAACUUGUUCAAUUACUUGAUAAAAAGAGGGAUUUUUCCAAGUGAUCAUAGGGCUUAUCGAAAAGAAGAUAUUGUUAAGGCUAUCCAAAGUGUCUUUGAUGAAUUUCCUUCUCUAAUUCGUCAACGUUCUCCCCCUCGUCCUUCUUCUGGAUCACCAUCGCGUAAUAUUUAUCUCUCUUGUGUUCCAACAAAUCAUGGUUACAUAUUGAGUGAGGUUACCUUGUGCACUAAUCUAGAGGGCACUGAAUACAUUUCAUGUCCAUUAGAAGCUGAUCCAGCAAGUUGCCCUGAUGAAAUUAUGCUCCCUCUUCCAAAUGAUCAAAUACGGUAACGAUUUUCAUUAACC